GGAUUUUUGCUAUGGAUCGUCUGCUGGGCAGACCUCUUCUACUCUUUCUGGGAAAGAAGUGUGGGCAAGCUCCUGGCCCCAGUGUUCCUGGUCAGCCCAACCCUCUUGGGCGUCACCAUGCUGCUUGCUACCUUUUUAAUUCAGAUCGAGAGAAGGAGAGGAGUCCAGUCCUCAGGGAUCAUGCUGACUUUCUGGCUGAUAGCCCUACUGUGUGCCCUUGUCAUCCUGAGAUCCAAAAUCAUGACUGCCUUAAAAGAGGAUGCCCAAGUUGAUGUCUUUCGUGACGUCACCUUCUACAUUUACUUUAGCCUCGUGCUGAUCCAGCUCGUGUUGUCCUGCUUCUCGGACCGCUCGCCCCUGUUCUCCGAAACCGUCAACGACCCCAAUCCUUGCCCGGAAUCCAGUGCCUCCUUCCUUUCCAGGAUCACCUUCUGGUGGAUCACAGGGAUGAUGGUCCAGGGCUACCGCCAGCCCCUGGAGAGCACCGACCUCUGGUCCCUGAAUAAGGAGGACAUGUCAGAACAAGUCGUGCCAGUCUUGGUAAAGAACUGGAAGAAGGAAUGUGCCAAGUCCAGAAAGCAGCCGGUGAAGAUCGUGUACUCCUCCAAGGACCCCGCCAAGCCCAAAGGGAGCUCCAAGGUGGAUGUGAACGAGGAGGCCGAGGCUCUGAUUGUCAAGUCGCCCCAGAAGGAGCGGGACCCGUCCCUGUUCAAGGUGUUAUACAAGACCUUCGGGCCCUACUUCCUCAUGAGCUUCUUGUUCAAGGCUGUGCACGACCUGAUGAUGUUUGCCGGCCCAGAGAUCUUAAAGUUGCUCAUCAACUUCGUGAAUGACAAGAAGGCCCCGGACUGGCAGGGUUACUUCUACACGGCGCUGCUGUUCAUCAGCGCCUGCCUGCAGACCCUGGUGCUGCAUCAGUACUUCCACAUCUGCUUCGUCAGCGGCAUGCGCAUCAAGACGGCUGUCAUUGGGGCCGUGUACCGGAAGGCCCUGGUGAUCACCAAUGCGGCCAGAAAGACCUCCACGGUCGGGGAGAUCGUCAACCUCAUGUCCGUGGACGCCCAGAGGUUCAUGGACCUGGCCACGUACAUUAACAUGAUCUGGUCAGCCCCUCUGCAAGUCAUCCUUGCCCUCUACCUCCUGUGGCUGAACCUGGGCCCCUCCGUCCUGGCAGGGGUGGCCGUGAUGAUCCUCAUGGUUCCCCUCAAUGCUGUGAUGGCCAUGAAGACCAAGACCUACCAGGUGGCCCACAUGAAGAGCAAGGACAAUCGGAUCAAGCUGAUGAACGAAAUUCUCAAUGGGAUCAAAGUGCUGAAGCUUUACGCCUGGGAGCUGGCAUUCAAAGACAAGGUGCUGACCAUCCGGCAGGAAGAGCUGAAGGUACUGAAGAAAUCUGCCUACCUGGCCGCCGUGGGGACCUUCACCUGGGUCUGCACCCCUUUCCUGGUGGCCCUGUCUACGUUUGCCGUCUACGUGACCGUCGAUGAGAACAACAUCCUGGAUGCCCAGAAGGCCUUCGUGUCCUUGGCCUUGUUCAACAUCCUUCGCUUCCCCCUGAAUAUCCUCCCCAUGGUCAUCAGCAGCAUUGUGCAGGCGAGCGUCUCCCUGAAGCGCCUGAGGGUCUUCCUGUCCCACGAGGAGCUGGACCCUGACAGCAUCCAGCGCCGGCCCAUCAAAGACGCUGGAGCCACGAACAGCAUCACUGUGAAGAACGCCACGUUCACGUGGGCCAGGAAUGACCCCCCCACGCUGCACGGCAUCACCUUCUCUGUUCCGGAAGGUUCCCUGGUGGCCGUGGUGGGCCAGGUGGGCUGUGGGAAAUCGUCUCUACUCUCAGCGCUCUUGGCCGAGAUGGACAAGGUGGAGGGACACGUGACUGUCAAGGGCUCAGUGGCCUACGUCCCCCAGCAGGCCUGGAUUCAGAACGUUUCUCUCCGAGAAAACAUCCUUUUUGGACGCCAGCUACAGGAACGGUAUUAUACGGCUGUGAUAGAAGCCUGCGCCCUCCUGCCAGACCUGGAAAUCCUGCCCAGUGGGGACCGGACGGAGAUUGGUGAGAAGGGUGUGAAUCUGUCCGGGGGCCAGAAGCAGCGCGUGAGCCUGGCCCGGGCCGUGUACUGCGACUCCGACGUCUACCUCCUCGACGAUCCCCUCUCGGCCGUGGACGCCCACGUGGGCAAGCACAUCUUUGAAAACGUGGUUGGCCCCAAGGGGCUCCUUAGGAACAAGACACGGCUCCUGGUCACGCACAGCAUCAGCUACCUGCCCCAGAUGGACUUCAUCAUCGUUAUGAGUGGUGGCAAGAUCUCCGAGAUGGGCUCCUACCAGGAGCUGCUGGCUCGGGACGGCGCCUUCGCCGAGUUCCUGCGCACCUACGCCAGCGCCGAGCAGGAGCACGGGCAGGCGGAUGACG
This is a messenger RNA of Odocoileus virginianus texanus, 2413 nucleotides long. The record is from RefSeq and is a predicted model, not a curated record. Lineage: Eukaryota; Metazoa; Chordata; Mammalia; Artiodactyla; Cervidae.